Messenger RNA from Anoplopoma fimbria (sablefish), 891 nucleotides. Its product is annotated as melanocyte-stimulating hormone receptor-like. Gene Ontology annotation, molecular function: G protein-coupled receptor activity. The record is from RefSeq and is a predicted model, not a curated record. The coding region runs from base 1 to 891 and encodes 296 amino acids. The transcript has a single exon. Gene Ontology annotation, biological process: G protein-coupled receptor signaling pathway. Gene Ontology annotation, cellular component: membrane. NCBI's taxonomy places the organism in Eukaryota, Metazoa, Chordata, Actinopteri, Perciformes, Anoplopomatidae.
AUGAGUAACAGCAGCCAGGCUCUGUCCCCCGUGCUGCCCCUCACGAGCUUUGGCAACGUGCUGAUGUUCCUUUUCAAUAUCCUCCUCGCCGCCACCAUCAUCUUCCUCAACAUGUCCGUGUCGCUCGCCAUACUGCUGAACGGCGCGCUGCGCGGCGAGAACCGCUUCAUGUACAUGCUUAGCACCUGCCUCAGCGACGUCUGCACCGGCGUGUCUUACUACUACGCCGGCGUCCUCGACGUGAGGGACAGUUUCGACUCCCCAACGAGAACCUAUCACAUCGUGCCGACGUUCCUGGGUCUCUCUUACAUGGCGAUCCUGGCCGCGCAGGCCGACCGGUACCACGCGGUGGCGGCGCCUUUUAAAUACUCGCAGCGCAUGACCCGAAACCGGACCCUGCUGGUCAUCCUCGCGUACUGGCUCUACGCGUUCCUCAUCGUGGCCGCGAAUAACCUGGUGACGAUCGGGGUCGCCAAGACGAUCACGAGCUUGGGCUCGUUGGUGGCGAACAUAUUGACGGUGAUCAUAAUGAUAGGGCUGAACAUCCAGCUGUUCAAGAUAGUUAGGUUCCACCUGGAGCGCGAGCCGCCCUCCGAGGAGAGGGACAGCAAGCGCUCGUCGGUGUAUCUCAUACUGGUGGUGGCCGUGUUCUUCCUGGGCACGUGGCUCCCCAUAUUCUGUCACAUCGUUGUGUGCAAUUUCUUCGGGACGACGUGCUACACGUUCAGGAACGAAGGCACCAACCCGCUGCGCAUUCUGCCCCGGAUCAACGCCGCCCUGACGCCCAUCCUGUACAUCAGAGGGUGCUCCGGGCUCAAGGCGACGCUGCUCGCCAGGGUGUGGAGACCCGGCUGCGGGCUAGGAGGGGGCAAGAGGGUGAUGGCACGUUAG